Messenger RNA from Rhodamnia argentea, 968 nucleotides. RefSeq names its product nitrogen regulatory protein P-II homolog. The record is from RefSeq and is a predicted model, not a curated record. Gene Ontology annotation, cellular component: cytosol; chloroplast thylakoid. Lineage: Eukaryota; Viridiplantae; Streptophyta; Magnoliopsida; Myrtales; Myrtaceae. Bases 41 to 640 code for a protein of 199 amino acids. Gene Ontology annotation, biological process: regulation of nitrogen utilization. Gene Ontology annotation, molecular function: ATP binding; enzyme regulator activity. The transcript has 8 exons.
CUCAAGCCCACUACUUCCCAAGCAAAGUCGAGCUUCAGCCAUGGGUUUCACGAAUGCAAUGGCGAGACCAGCGACAUUCCCGACUCGCGAUCGCCAACUCAAAGAGCUUGCUUUCGUGGCCUCAAGCUCUUCCCUCCUCAAAUUCGGCGCUUCCCGGUUCCAUCGGCUCAAUGGGAAGCUUAAUGGCGCUAGAAAUGCUUCGGCUCUUCCCGUUAUCAGAGCCGAGAGCAGCACCACAGAGUAUUUUCCAGAUGCCAAAUUCUACAAAAUAGAAGCGAUACUCAGGCCUUGGCGCGUCCCUCAAGUUUCCUCGGCUCUGCUUAAGAUGGGCAUUCGAGGCGUUACUGUUUCGGAUGUUCGGGGCUUUGGUUCUCAGGGAGGCUCUACAGAAAGGCAGGCUGGCUCUGAAUUUUCUGAAGACAAGUUCCUAGCUAAGGUCAAGAUGGAAAUUGUGGUGAGCAAGGGGCAGGUUGAAGCAGUAAUUAACAAAAUAAUCAAGGAGGCAAGAACAGGGGAGAUUGGCGAUGGCAAAAUUUUCUUGGUACCCAUCUCAGACGUAAUAAGAAUUCGCACAGGUGAGCGUGGAGACAAGGGCGAGAGGAUGAGCGGAGGCCGGGCCGACAUGUUCUCGACUUCCUAGCUUUCUGUGAAGCUUUAGUUUGCAUCUGUUACCCACUCCAUCGUCCUGAAAGGUUCUGAAAUGUUGCCCUCACUGGUUUUCUGUGCUCCGUUUGAAGAACUUAGCAGUUACCACUUACCACCAGUCAUUGGACCAUGGUCAAUUAAGAUUAAUUACUAGUCAGACUCGAAAAAUCUUAGUUUCAUGUUCAUGAAUGUGUAAUUGACCAUCCUGUCCAAGAGAAAGACAUGGAUCUGAAUAAUAGGCUACUCAAGCGAGUUGCCUUGUCUGUACGAAAUCGUUUGAGCAUUGCUAAUAAUGUCCAGCAAAUUCGCAUUUUUGUUGUUGU